UGCCUGCUACUGGAACAGCCUCUUGUGUGGUUUUGUUUUUGAUGAUGUUUCAGCAAUACUGGACAAUAAAGACUUGCAUCCAUCUACUCCUUUGAAAACUUUAUUUCAGAAUGACUUCUGGGGAACUCCUAUGUCUGAAUUAUUAUUCAUGGCCCCUUUCUGAAGUCUCCAGAUUUGGGAGCUUCUCAAGAGUGAGGAUAGGGUCUGUCUUCAUCUAGUCACAAGCACAUGAUAAUUUUUUUUUAAUAAACAGACUUUAUUUUUCUUAAACCUUCCUGUUCUCAACCAAUUUUAGCCUUUAAAAUAAACCUGUUGAUAAGGUAAAAAUAUGUCCUAUUAUACAUUAUUUUCUAGAGAAUUUUUCCCCCUCUACACCUACUCUUUUUCCCCAGAGAUCCUUAGAAACACUUGCCCAUUUCCCCCAAUUUAUGGUAGUAUCUGCUGUGAUUUUAUUCAUGACACUGAGAUUUUGACCUGAAAGGUUAGCUGGCCAGAUUAAAGGGCUCAUAAAAGUUUUCAUACCAAGGUAUCAAGGCUAUGCUUUGUGUUUUCUCAGCUUUGAAGAUUGAAAAUUUGCUUUUGUUCAGAGAACCUGUAAGUGGACAACUAAGAAUAAGUCUCAUAAUAACUCAGAUGGAAUGGAUGAAGAAAUUAGAAUUGCAAUUUAUAGUGAAGAGUGUCAUGUCCUUCUAUUUUCUGAUGGGCAUAUUCUCUCCCUGGAGGGAAAUGUGCCACUAGGGAAAAGUUAUUAUAAGUAGUAUUUGGGUGUCCCUAAGGUUUCUUGACAAACUUGGAAUUAGCGCAUUUAAAGUGCUCAGGGUUGAUGUCAAGUAAUGAUAGCCUUGAAGUCUGUGUGUAGGUGCCCAGACCUUUGUAAGCAUUUUUGUGCUAGAGGAGAUCUUAAAGGCACGGUUUUGGAUUAGGACACUCUCCUGAGCUAUAUGAAUACACCAUAUUAAGGGUCUUUGGAUUCCUCUGGGCCUCUCAGUGUUUAGAUUAUCUCCUUAGUAAGCCCAUUCUUUAAAUAUGUAGUCUUCUGAUUAUUGAUGCUUCAGUGUAUUAUAACUCUGUACGUUAGAAUCUGCCUGGGACUCUUAAAAUAUAUUACCAAGGCUCUACCAAACCUGUUAAGUACAGUUAUCUCAGAGUUGGAUAUGGGUGUCAGUAUUUUUAUAUUGCUUUGUUUGUGUGUGUUUGCUUUUUUGUUGUUUUUUGUGGGACUUUUAUAGGGGAGGGCUGUGCAAAAGGGUUUUUUUUAAAGUUAGCUAGGUAUUUUUUUCAUGUAGCCAUAGUUGAAAAUCACUGAUAUGUAAUGAACCACACUCUUCUAGCAUUUGGCCUAUGAAAGUAUUAAAGUAUUAGAGUAACUUCUCUUAAUAUCCUGUCUCACUAUGUUUAUGCCAUGUCUACAUGGGUAUUCACAUUAACCAUUAACAAGGAACUGUUAGCUUAUUCAUUCAUUAUAUUCAUGCUUACCUAUUUAUUGCAACCUAAUACUAUGAGUAAUUAAGUUUUUCUUAAAUAUACCUGAACAUAAUAAUGAUCUGAAUUGUUUUGUUCAUAAUGGAACUAGUUGUUUCACUAUAUUUUCACAGAGUAAACCUGGUAUCUGCUAAGAUGAUGAUUAUCAUGUUGUAGUCUUAGGUUACUAAUGAGUUAUGUGAAUAAUAAGUUAUGUUAAUAAUUAAUCUAUCUUAAAGUUUGCCAUUACUCAUGGCUAUAUACAUCAAACAGACAAAGCAAUUAUGUAUGCAAUUAAAAAUACCUGUUUCCUAUAUUUUUUGACUUCAUCCUUUCAACUGGCAAAUAUGUACCAGCGGAGCCCCAGUAACAUUUCAAGCACUCACAAAGUUUUUAGAAUCUCUUUUGCCUUCUAAUAUAAAUCAUGCAAGUUUGAUAUAGUGUCUUAAAAACAAUAUUGUAUUCCUGAGUUGAAAUUUGAAGGAUGUACAGGAAUUAAACAGGGAAGAAUAUUCUAGGUAGAUGGUGUGUAUGGUCAGUAUAGAGAUAUUAAAAUGUUUCUAAUUUCAAAUUGGGACAUAUUUGUUUUCUGGGCUUCCUGAUGUUCCCUAGUAAGGAUGAAUAGGCUUAAGUCUGUACCUGUAUACCAGGGUUACAGCAAAAUAUGGUAAAAGGUAGGAGACCACGAGAAGCUGGAUGUGAGUGCCCUUAACUAAAAUUACAAAAAAUUACCAGGAUAAUAUUUUAUACACUUUUGACCUGUGUGUUUUUUUGUUAGGGUAAGUAUUUUUGUCUUAGGGUAAAAAUAUUUCUGGUUAAAUGUAACUUCUAAUUUGUAAAAAAAUGCAGUUCUUCACAUAAAAUUUUAUUUAUCUACAAUAGAGACUAUCGUAACUGCUAUCCUCUUAUUCUAAGAAAGUUUUUGCUCUUGUAUCACUCUGGAAUAUUUGGGGUGUUUUGGUUUAAUGUACUUAGAUUUAUACAUUAUGGAGGUAUUUUUCAUAAAACAGCUACACAGUACCUUUUUGAGUCACCACUAUUUAAAUUGCACUGGUAAGCAUCCCAAUCUUACCUUUCCUUUCUAAGAUCUAGCCAGAAGUUACAUAAAUGCUUGCACUGGUAAUAGAUUGGGAAGUCAGCUUUGGGGAGAAUCCUGUUCUCCAGUUUGAUCAAUGCCACUAUUGUCCUACUCUUUCUAAAAACAAAAUCCAUGUAUUGAAGAAUAAUAGAUUUUCUUCCUCUACUUAUUAAUUCUCUCACCACUCUGUAUCAGAGAAGAAAUGCCUUGUGUUUGGACUAAGGAAAUAGGAAAAUAUAGAUUAUAAAGCUAUCUUUUAUGUUUAUGUUAUUCUUGGGUCAAUUUAUUAUUUUAUUGUUAUUUCUCAGCCAAAUGUAGAUACCUUCAUUAGUAAAUGCAAUGAUUAAUUUAUGUACCCUGAAGGGCCAAAGUUUAAUAAUUGAUGAUUGUUUCUUUUCCUUUUAGGAGAGAAGCCACAAAUCUUACCGACCCUUAACAGUAUUGACCUUUCGUUUAAAUUAUUUGUUUAGUGAACUGAAACCAAUGUCAUAUCAUCUCCUAAAUAUGAUUUUUCAUGGUGUGGUUAGUGUGAUAUUUCUUAAAGUCUGCAAACUUUUUCUGGACCACAAGAGCAGUGUGAUUGCUGCUUUACUUUUUGCAGUGCACCCAGUACACACAGAAGCAGUAACAGGUGUUGUAGGAAGAGCAGAACUUCUGUCGUCUAUUUUUUUUCUAGCUGCAUUUUUGUCAUAUACCAAAUCAAAAGGACCAGAUAAUUCCAUAGUGUGGACUCCAAUUGUGUUGACAGUGUUUUUAGUGGCUGUUGCAACAUUGUGUAAAGAACAAGGAAUUACAGUUGUGGGAAUUUGCUGUGUGUAUGAAGUAUUUAUUGCCCAAGGGUACACUUUGCCAUUACUAUGUACCACUGCUGGGCAAUUUCUCCGUGGAAAGGGUAGUAUUCCAUUUUCUAUGCUGCAGACACUAAUAAAACUCAUUGUUUUGAUGUUCAGUACACUAUUGCUUGUUGUAAUUAGAGUGCAGGUUAUUCAGUCUCAACUUCCAGUAUUCACCAGGUUUGACAACCCAGCUGCUGUAAGCCCAACUCCUACAAGGCAGCUAACUUUUAACUACCUCCUUCCUUUGAAUGCUUGGCUCCUAUUAAAUCCUUCAGAGCUCUGCUGUGAUUGGACCAUGGGAACAAUACCACUUAUAGAGUCAUUACUAGAUAUUCGAAAUGUUGCCACAUUUGCUUUCUUUUGCUUUUUGGGGGCUUUGGGAGUAUUUAGUCUGAGAUAUCCUGGUGAUUCCUCCAAGACUGUUUUAAUGGCACUUUGCUUAAUGGCAUUACCAUUUAUUCCUGCAUCGAACCUGUUUUUCCCAGUUGGAUUUGUUGUUGCUGAGCGAGUACUAUACGUUCCUAGCAUGGGGUUCUGUAUUUUGGUAGCUCAUGGAUGGCAGAAAAUAUCAAACAAAAGUGUAUUAAAAAAAUUAUCCUGGUUUUGUCUGUCUGUGGUGAUACUCACUCAUGCCUUAAAAACACUCCAUAGAAAUUGGGAUUGGGAGUCUGAAUAUACAUUGUUUAUGUCAGCCUUGAAGGUAAAUAAAAAUAAUGCCAAAUUGUGGAAUAAUGUUGGUCAUGCUCUAGAAAAUGAGAAGAACUUUGAGAGAGCUUUGAAAUACUUCUUACAGGCUACCCACGUUCAGCCAGAUGACAUUGGUGCCCACAUGAAUGUAGGAAGAACUUAUAAAAAUUUAAAUAGAACCAAAGAAGCUGAAGAAUCUUACAUGAUGGCUAAGUCACUGAUGCCUCAAAUUAUUCCUGGUAAAAAAUAUGCAGCCAGAAUUGCCCCUAACCACCUAAACGUUUAUAUCAAUCUGGCCAACCUGAUCCGAGCAAAUGAGUCCCGACUGGAAGAAGCAGAUCAGCUGUACCGACAAGCGAUAAGCAUGAGGCCAGACUUCAAGCAAGCUUACAUUAGCAGAGGAGAAUUGCUUUUAAAAAUGAAUAAGCCUCUUAAAGCAAAAGAAGCAUAUCUUAAAGCACUAGAGCUGGACAGAAGUAAUGCAGAUCUUUGGUACAACUUGGCGAUUGUUCAUAUUGAACUUAAAGAACCAAAUGAAGCCCUAAAAAACUUUAAUCAUGCUUUAGAACUAAAUCCAAAGCAUAAGCUAGCAUUAUUUAAUUCUGCUAUAUUAAUGCAAGAAUCAGGUGAGGUUAAACUCAGACCUGAAGCUAGGAAACGACUUCUAAGCUAUAUAAAUGAAGAGCCACAAGAUGCUAAUGGUUAUUUCAACUUGGGGAUGCUUGCCAUGGAUGACAAAAAGGACACUGAAGCAGAGAUGUGGAUGAAGAAAGCCAUAAAAUUACAAGCCGACUUCAGAAGUGCUUUGUUUAAUCUGGCUCUCCUGUAUUCUCAGACUGCAAAAGAAUUAAUAGCUUUGCCAGUUUUGGAAGAGUUACUCAGAUACUAUCCUGAUCAUAUUAAGGGUCUCAUUUUAAAGGGAGACAUUCUGAUGAAUCAAAAGAAAGAUAUUCUUGGAGCAAAAAAAUGUUUUGAAAAGAUUUUGGAGAUGGAUCCAAGCAAUGUGCAGGGAAAACACAAUCUUUGUGUUGUUUAUUUUGAAGAGAAGGACUUAUUAAAAGCUGAAAGAUGCCUGGUUGAAACACUGGCAUUAGCACCACAUGAAGAAUAUAUUCAGCGCCAUUUGAAUAUAGUCAGGGAUAAAAUUUCCUCAUCUAGUUUUAUAGAACAGCCAAUAUUGCCAGCUGGUAAGACUUCCGGUGUAGAAGGAGACAAAAUUCCAACUGAAAAUGGAGACGAUACCAGAAGUGAACCAAGACCUACACAGAUUUUAAAAACAAGUGAUAAAAGUCAGUCUCAAUCCAACAAACAAUUAGGAAAAAAUACAGACAAAGACAUCCCUCACAAAACAGCAAAAGAAAUCAAAGAAAUUGAGAAGAAAAGAGUUGCUGCUUUAAAAAGACUGGAGGAGAUUGAACGUAUUUUAAAUGGUGAAUAGCAUUACUCUUUAUUAUGUCGCAGUGGCUUUCAAAGAACUUCACUUUACAUCAUGUUAUUGCUUAUACUGGGAGCUUUGAAAAAUACCAAGGAUAUGUAACUGUCUAUCAUGAACUGCCUCUACACAGGAUCAAAAUAAGAUUUUCACUGAAAACUUUUCUUCCCCCAGAGUAUGUAUUAUAUAAGAUAUGACAGUAGUUUUCUGCAUUUUUGGUGAAUGUAGCAGAAAUAUUAAAUUAUAGCUGGCAAAUUCAUAUCUUCUGUUAUAGAAAGAAAAUCCUUCCAGCAAAGCAACCUUGACUAUUAUCAAUUAAAAAUACUCUGAGGCUUGAAUGAUAAUAAUCCAUUAGGGGCAAAUCCAGCAUGUGCUGGUUUAUUCUAUGAAUUCACAUUUAUUAGCUGACUUCAUUUUCUUAUUACCUGUUAGAAUCUGAUUGUGGAUUGAAAACACUUGUUGAACACCUCUUUUUUUUCUUUAGUAACUUCUGUUUAAGGGAUUUUGCACUACAAAAGAAUGGUGUCUUCCAUUAUGUUGUAUUUCACUAUUGACUUUUAGAAGGAAUGACAGAUGAAACAUUUUAAAAAAAGAUGUGUUAGCAUAAGAAUGUAUUUUCAUGAUUGUGUGCCUGUCCUUCAUUCUAAAAUGCAGUUUUUAAUCAGGUAAAGUUUUAAAUAAUAUAUACAUAUAUAUAUAUGCACACACACAUACAUACAUUUCUAAUGGUGCUCAUAUAUACUGUAUUUUCAUUUUUUAUAUACUGAGUUUCACAGCAUGAACCACGUGAUCAUGACUGUCUUUGACAUUUACUAUUCAUGUUUAUUAAAAGGGUCGUAGUCAUAUUGAGAAGUCCCAAUAACUAUAAUUUUAUUUAAACUUUUUGGGUUAAAAAGUAGUUUCGCUUUCAUCUUAGUUUUAUCUCUCUAGUGUUAUUUUAAUUUUGUUUCCAAAAACACAUCUUUAAAAAAAAAGUUUAUUUUUAAACACUAAGUUCUUGUUGUCCUGCUAUGGUGUAUAUUUUUAUUAAAUAUUUAUUUUGACUACUGAAUUUUCAUAGAAUGUUAAAGCUGUUUUAAUUCCAUCUAGUAUGGAAAACAAAUUACUAUUGCAUUUUCUUAUAUGCGCAUAUUUUACAGUUUGACCAAAAUUCCAUGAUUUUUGGCCUCUCCAUCUGUAAAAGACAAUUAGCCUAAUGUAGGGUUAAUAAAUGAGCUGGUUUUAGUAAAUUUAAACCUGAAAACUGUUAGGUUGAAGAUUAGAUACAAAUUAAAUGUAUCAAUUUACAUCUGAUUUUUUUCUUGAGUUAAAAUGUAUUUCAGAUGAGUUUUAUAUACCUAAUCUGGUUUUAAUUAAAAAUGUUAAAGCUCAAGCUGUCAUACUGGGAUAGUAACUAAUUUCUAUGCAGUUUUUCAGAAACUAUUUCUGUUCCUCUGAGAGAACUGAUUUCUGAUUAUGUAUGUUUCAAAACCAUAUUCCUGUAACUUGUUUUAAAGAAAUGUUUUAUACAUAGGUCACAAGAAAUGUGGUCUGCAUUAAAGACCCACUCUAACUAGGUUCCUCAAGGCUUUUAGGCAAGUACUGACACUAGUGAUAGUUCAUUUUUGAUCCUUAAUAUGUGAUCCUAUUAAGCAGUAAAGCAAUAUCUAAUUUCAAUUCUUAAAUUAUGGCUUUGCAAUUCAAGAUAGAAGAUGAAUACCUCAUUUACAAUGAUUUGAAAAAUGACAUCUAUGUUAUUCUAAUGUUUUCUCUUCUUGAGGAAAAAGUUACUGAGUUUAGUCGCUAGUGUUACAGUAUCAAGUGAAGAUAAUUCAGAAAAAUAGGAGGAAAUCUUUCAUUACAGCAGACCAUAAUAAAAGUUUCGAGUAUAUUAAGUUAAUUAAAUUAUGUAACUAUUCAAAAUAAAUGUACUAAUGUUACUCAGUGGUUUUUAUUGAAAAAAAAUUUCCUCCUUAUUAGCACUUAGAACAGUGCUUAUCAUGUAGAAAGUGCUCUAUAUUUGAAUUUAACAUAAUUUAAAUCACAUCCACUCUGAGUAAUUAAUUUUUCCAAACCAAUGUUUGUCAAACCUUACCUCAUAUUAGAAUUACUGGAGGGCUCUUAAUGUAGACCUCAACCCACAAUAGUUAAAUCUGAAUUUCUUAGGGGUGAGCCGUACUUCAGUUUUCCUAAAAGUUAUGAGUAAUUCUAAUUUGUAGUCAAUGUUAGUGACCACUUCUCUUAAUUUGUUCAAGAAAAUUCUCUUUGUGUUUCCUGUGUUAACUUUUUUAGUUAGUAAUAUAACCCAAUUAAGUUUUGAUGUUUUAAGUUCUAAUAAGGAAUAUGCUUCUCUGAUAACUAGAACUUAUUCCAUCUUAAACUCCAUCAAGGGUUGCUUAUGUGUAAAAUGAUUAUUUCUUCUCUUUAAACUCAUUAUAGAAAUGUUAUUCCAGUUGUUCAGGUGAAAAAGGCAAUGGAUUUUUUUUUCACUUGGAGCUGCCUUUUGGGGGGAGUGGAGCAUUAGGGACAUUUUAUCCCUGUUCACUAAGCUGUGGUUCAGAGUUGUUAGCAUCUGUGUUUGGAAAAGAAUUCUUAUCGUAGGUUUGUGUGCUGGCAAAAGGAUGUAAUUUUAGUUCUGUUAAAAGAACCUAUUCCCCAGGAGUUCUAAAAAAGCUUUGACAAUCCCCAAAGGGAAAUUUAUAUUACUUCUUCACUGUUUCUGAGAAGGAAGAAUUAGUUUUUCUCAUAUUGCUCCUAUUUGUGUUUCCUCAUUAACACUCAGAAUUGGGAAUUUUAUAAUUAGUCUAGUAAGUAAUUUUAUGAAGUUGAUGACUUGGAGGGUAAAAAAUAAGUUUGCAAUUUUGUGUUUGCUUUUAUGUAAAUAUUUGGUAUGUGAAUUACACAAUUCUAAUAAAACAUGAUGCCUUUUCAUACAUCUAAUUUGAUCUCUCAA
Manis pentadactyla (Chinese pangolin) is the source of this 8426-nucleotide messenger RNA. It is a transcript of the gene TMTC3, whose product is annotated as transmembrane O-mannosyltransferase targeting cadherins 3. The transcript is spliced from 13 exons. Lineage: Eukaryota; Metazoa; Chordata; Mammalia; Pholidota; Manidae. The record is from RefSeq and is a predicted model, not a curated record. Gene Ontology annotation, biological process: protein O-linked glycosylation via mannose. Gene Ontology annotation, molecular function: protein binding; mannosyltransferase activity. Gene Ontology annotation, cellular component: endoplasmic reticulum. The coding region runs from base 3023 to 5500 and encodes 825 amino acids.